Messenger RNA from Nanorana parkeri, 1133 nucleotides. RefSeq names its product ribosomal protein SA (gene RPSA). The record is from RefSeq and is a predicted model, not a curated record. Bases 119 to 1066 code for a protein of 315 amino acids. Gene Ontology annotation, biological process: ribosomal small subunit assembly; cytoplasmic translation. The transcript has 8 exons. Gene Ontology annotation, molecular function: laminin receptor activity; structural constituent of ribosome. Lineage: Eukaryota; Metazoa; Chordata; Amphibia; Anura; Dicroglossidae. Gene Ontology annotation, cellular component: 90S preribosome; ribosome; cytosolic small ribosomal subunit.
UGGAAGUAUAUAAUGCGGGUCCCGCCCAUCCACGGCCUCUUUUGCGUCAGCUCCGACAGGAGACUCUCUAUACGGCUUUGUCGAUUUUUACCCAUCGUAGCUUCAGGGGUGACUAACAAUGUCCGGAGGUCUGGAUGUCCUGCAAAUGAAGGAGGAAGAUGUCCUCAAGUUCCUGGCUGCAGGAACACACUUGGGUGGCACUAACCUCGACUUCCAAAUGGAGCAAUAUGUCUACAAACGGAAAAGUGAUGGUAUUUACAUUAUAAAUCUGAAACGGACAUGGGAGAAGCUUCUGCUUGCUGCACGUGCCAUUGUAGCCAUUGAAAACCCAGCUGAUGUCUGUGUGAUUUCCUCCAGAAAUACUGGCCAGAGGGCUGUCCUGAAAUUCGCUUCUGGCUGUGGGGCCACCCCAAUUGCUGGUCGCUUCACACCUGGUACUUUCACCAAUCAGAUUCAAGCUGCUUUCCGUGAGCCACGCCUGUUAGUUGUGACUGACCCACGAGCUGAUCAUCAACCACUUACAGAGGCAUCAUAUGUCAAUAUUCCUACUAUUGCUCUCUGCAAUACAGAUUCACCCCUACGUUAUGUGGAUAUUGCCAUCCCCUGUAACAACAAGGGUGCCCAUUCUGUUGGUCUUAUGUGGUGGAUGCUAGCACGUGAAGUUUUGCGCAUGAGAGGAACGAUUUCCCGUGAACAUCCAUGGGAAGUCAUGCCUGAUCUCUAUUUCUACAGGGAUCCUGAGGAGAUUGAGAAGGAAGAACAGGCUGCUGCAGAGAAGGCUACCACUAAGGAGGAAUAUCAGGGUGAAUGGUCUGCAAAUGUUCCAGAGUUUAAUCAGCCUGAAGUACAUGACUGGUCAGAAGGAGUACCAGUCCCAUCUGUGCCCAUUCAGCAAUUUCCUGCAGAGCGUCCCGAUGUCCCGACGACAGCAGCAGCAGCAGCUGCAGCAGCUCCCAAACCUGCAGCCGAAGAUUGGAGCUCCCAGCCCGCUAGCACAGAUGACUGGUCUGCUGCCCCAACUGCUCAGGCAUCCGAGUGGGUGGGAACAACUACUGAAUGGUCUUAAAACAUUCUGGUGGUGUCUGUGUUGAAACAUCAUGGUGGACUUUGAAAUAAACAUGUUUUUGGAUAUC